Molecule: messenger RNA, 3058 nt
Organism: Labrus bergylta (ballan wrasse)
Lineage: Eukaryota; Metazoa; Chordata; Actinopteri; Labriformes; Labridae
Source: RefSeq, a predicted model, not a curated record
CUUGAUAUGUCAACGUCCGGGUUCUUUUCAGCAGGAAGAGUCGCCGCAUCAUAAUUUCUGUCACUGUAAAUGGAUCCAUCAAUGUACUUUUAUAUUGACUUUACAUUUUAAAAACAACAACCCCUGAGUCGUGACGUCACCUGUCACCUGAGAGGUAGAUGACAGCUCCAGGUGAGGCGUGAGUCCGACGGUGGAGAAGCUAACUGCUAACGUUAGCCCGCAGAGAGGUGAGCCGACACAGCGGCUCACAGCGCUGCUCCGACCCCAGAUAAGUGGCUCGAGAGGCGGCCUGUCGGAGGGACGACCCCCGCUGUCGGUCGCUCAUCCCCGGGUCUGCAGCGUGAGGCGCGCCGGAAGUCCUGCUGAAAUGUGACACUUUAACGCGUUCAUGAGCACCUGAGCAGAAAAACACACCCUGCUAAUCUGACUGAACACUUCUUAAAAUUAGACAACUUUGUGCUUAAUUCGGCGCCUUUCAUCCUCCAGUUUAUAAUAUUUAAAAUCUUUAAAUAACUGGAAUAAAAGUGUGGAUGAGGUGUUUGUCCACAGCAGGUUCAGGUUUGAUUGAACAUUAACAUCAGUUCUUUAAGUGAUGCUGAGCAGAGGAGUAGAUCAUCAGCUGUCCAAAAUGCAGAAAUCAAAGGUUGACCAUGAACCGGUUCUGUUGCUCCAUGAGGUUGUCAACAUUUUCAAUUCUUUGGUACUUUAAAAACCACGUGUUUCAAACUGACACAGUCUCUGAGUCAACCCGAACAGAAGCUUCAAACGUCUUCAGUCCACUGAGUUCACGUCGUGUAUUGUGUAACCUCGUCAUACUGUGACGCUGUCUGUCACUGAUUGUGAAGUCAUGAUCAGAAGAGAAAAGUGUUGCUGCAGGCCUGAUGCUCUCUGAGUGUAGUGACAUCUCAAACUGGACGUUUCCUGCUUUCACAGCGAUGUGUGUGUCGCAGACUUCACAUCGUUAAGUCUUUCAGAUAUCCUCAACCUUAAAGCAACAGAAAACGGGCGUGUUGGUCGAUAUUUUGACCCUGGAGCUCAGACGACCUCCGACUGAUUGAAAAGAGUUUUUCGUUCAUGUUUGAAUGUUUGCUGUCUUCAGUUGCUUCGUGUAUGGGUGACUGAAGAGCAGCCAUGAGCGCGGAGCCGGACGCCCUGGCCGUGGUCAACCAGCUGCGGGACCUGGCCGCCGACCCCAUGAACCGCAGGGCCAUCGUCCAGGACCAGGGCUGCCUGCCAGGACUCAUCCUGUUCCUGGAUAACCCCAACCCUCAGGUCGUGUACUCCGCCCUCCUGGCGAUCCGUUACCUGGCAGAAUGCCGAGCCAACCGGGAGAAGCUGAAGGGGGAGCUGGGGAUGAUGCUGAGCCUCCAGAACGUCGUGCAGAAGUCGACGACUCCCGGGGAGACGAAGCUGCUGGCGUCUGAGAUCUACGAGCUCCUUCAGGCGUCGGGCAGCUCCGACUCUGAGACAGCCGAGGAGACGGUCAGCAGCCGGCGUAAAGCCCAGUUCUUCCUGGGCUCGAGCAACAAGAGAGCCAAGACGGUCGUCCUCCACAUCGACGGGCUGGACGACUCGAGUCGGAGGAGUCUUUGCGAGGAGGCUCUGCUGAAGAUCAGAGGAGUCAUCAGCUUCACCUUCCAGAUGACCGUCAAGAGAUGCAUCGUCCGGAUCCGCUCUGACCUGAAGGCCGAGGCUCUGGCGUCUGCGAUCGCGUCCACUGUGGUGAUGACGGCUCAGCAGGUGGUGAAAGGAGAGAACGGAGACGAGGUUUUGAUCCCGUUUGCGGAGGACGGCUCGGUGGCGGUGGAGCAGAACGUGAACCUGCCGGACUACCUCCCCGAGGACGAGAGUCCGUCUCAGGAGCCCGACAAGGCGGUGACCCGGGUGGGAUCCGGUCAGGACGGGGCCGGCUGGCUCGGCACCGCCACCAACUUCCUGUCCCGCUCCUUCUACUGGUGAUCCUGCAGGCCCCGCCCCCCCAUCUGUUACACCUCCCGCCUCCUCUCAGAACCAAAAUCUACCAGCUGCCAAAUGUCAGCUGUGUGUGUCGGCGGCAGAGACGGACACUGAGACAAACUGCAGUCAGAGACGAGCCGACCCCCCAGGACCGUGGAUUCUGUCUAAAGUCUCCGUGUGAACACGACCCCCCCUCUGUUACCAAAAUGUCUUAAGAGCAGCAACAUGAACAAACCGAGGACCGAGCAGGACCAACCUUCUUCUUUAUUUAUUAUUAACCACCAGACUGAGUGAAGUUCAGUCAGCUGUGCCUUCACCUCCUCGUCAUCUAUCACUUUAAAGAAAGAUCCAAAACUCUGACAGAUCUCAGCAGAGCGAGGCGUCGAGUAACAUCAUGUCUGAUUCAGUGUUGGGCAGUAAUAAUAUUCCAGUUACACACACAAACCUUACUGUUGUUGUUAUUACAUCUGAUUUAAAAUACAACAAACCCCAGAUUGAUUUCGUCACGUCAGCCAGGCAGGACGUCAGCGAGCAUCAUGGUUACCAGGUUUAAAGUUUUCCUGUGGGGCUUCUUUUUAGGAGGUUGACUGUUAUUAGGUCGUUUUUUUUUUUUUUGUCAGUUGUUGUCACAUACCUGGCAACCCUGGUUAGCAUGGAAGAUGGAAGCGCUCAUGUUUACAUUCAGCGCCCGGAAAUAUUCACACUACUUUAGUUAUCUUGAGAGGACAGAUGAAGAGAACAUUGUUGUCAAAUGUAGAUUUUGUCCCGGUACUCGGUCUCUUUCUACUACAAAAAACACGACCUCAAACCUCCUUAAGCACUUACAACAGCAACACAACAACACAACAACAACAACACAACAACUACAACACAACAACAACAAUGUGAAGCUUGUGUAAAUGAACCCCACCAACGAGCCCUCUGCGGCCGCAGACGAUAGCUGUAGCUCUACAAAACAACCAAGACUGGAUUUUAAUCGUGGACAGCUACAAGCGAAAAAGAACUAAUGAAACGAAAAGUAACAUAAGGAGUAAUGUAACAUGUUACUGUUGACAGAGUAAUAAAUAAAGUAACAUCAGGAGUAAUGUAACAUGUUACUGUU